Halichondria panicea is the source of this 3614-nucleotide messenger RNA. RefSeq lists its product as uncharacterized. Lineage: Eukaryota; Metazoa; Porifera; Demospongiae; Suberitida; Halichondriidae. The transcript is spliced from 4 exons. Bases 1015 to 3423 code for a protein of 802 amino acids. The record is from RefSeq and is a predicted model, not a curated record.
AAUAUAAUUAUGUACCGAUGUGUAAUGUAUGAUUAGUUUCAAAAUUAUAAGAGUCCAUGCAGUACAUUGUUAAUUGGGAGUAUCUUGUUUCAAUAAAAACUGACAUGUAAUAGUACAUAUCUCACGAUGUGGGAGUCUCAAUACUUUGACGUUCCCAAACAGGAUACUCUGGACUCUAUAUUUAGAGGAGCCACACAGCAAGUACUGAGUCUACCUCAAAACAGGGAGAGCUAGGUGGUUGAAUAAUUAUACAAGAGCAGUUGUGGAAAAUAACAGAAACAAAAAAGCAACAUCCGUUAAACGUUUUACAGGAAGUGAUGUCACAAUAAUGAAUAAUGAUAACCUCCCUCCCUCACUAGUGGUAAGGUGAUUUCCAAACCAGAAACAAGACAGUGACGAACACUGGCCUUACUAUGCAGUUUUUGCAACCCGAUCAGUUGAGAAAAAGUAAAGAAGCUGCCACUGCUUUUAGCUAAGUUCUGUUCCUUCUAGAGUGGACUACAUGCAGAUACACAUCUCACAUUUCAGUUCUAGGUGUGAAAGAGCGCUUGUUGACUAUUAAAAAAGUAGUGAAACAAAAAAGAGUGCAACAUCCAUUAAACAAUAUGCUGUCUAGAAGUAUUCUCAGCUGGUUAGUGCUACUGACCCUAGCUACUGUUACCAGGAGUGAGCACUAUCACAUUGUGCCAGUAGAUUCAACCGACUUGUGUCAUGGCUAUCGAAAUGGAACUUGUUUCACUCUGGAGCAGCUUGUUCAAACAGACCUGUUAUCUGGUGGAGACAAUCUCACCUUGAGCUUUCUACCUGGAGAUCAUGUGCUAACUGAGCAGCUAUUGAUUUGUAACUUCUCACAUGUGCAAAUCACUGGCCAGAACACAAGUACAGCUGUAGUUGGAUUCCAUAGCAAUGGUCGUUUUGUUAGUAUUACCAAUUUGAAUAUUGAACGCUUGGGUUUCGUUGGAGCGAAUGUUGGAUCACAAAACUCACAUCAAGGAUUGAUCAUUGACGGUGCCAAUGAUGUGUACAUCAAAGACUGCUACUUCUCGGACUUUGUAUUACUCAAUCAAGCGGAAAACCACCUCGUUAAGAUUGUUAAUACUCAAACUGCAACAAUUGAAAGCAUAUGGGUUAGGCAGCUCGGAUUCUAACCACUUCAACACAUUCAUGACUAAUAACACGGCUACCCAGUUGGGAGCAGAUAUCUACGGAGGUCUGUUGGACAGGUGUUCAAUAAGUCAAAGUGCUGAAUAUCACAUUUCUUCAAAUGGAUUGGACUACAUAAAUAACACCAUAAAAUCCUCCACCGAAUUAUCAAUCUCCUCUAGGCCUGUUCAGGUAAUUUUUUGCAACAAUGACUAUAGUUUUAUUUCUACAAGAAAGGGACACACAUUUAGAAUCAGUGUUAUGGCUGUUGACCAAGUUGGAAUUCCAACGAAUGCCACAAUUCAUAGUUCUGUUAUCACUACGAGUGGAGUUGGUCGUCUCAAAGAAGGACAGACAGAACAAGAAGUUGACAAUCAGUGCACAGAAUUAGAGUACAAGGUAUUUUCACAAGAUAGCUCUGCUCAGGUGGAACUCUAUGCCGUGGGUCCAUGCUACAAUUUAGGAAUUUCAAGACAAAAUAUAAAUAUUUCUUUUCAACCCUGCACAUGCGCUAUUGGACUCAAACCAAUUCAGUCCGAUAUUGAGUGCAAAUGUGACUGUGACUCAGACUUGCAACAAGGAUAUCAGAUAACAAACUGUUCUGAAAAAAAUGGAACCAUAAAGCUGGAAAGUAAUAACAAUAUAUGGAUAGAAGUCAUAAAUACGACCAAUGGAACAGGGUAUGUCGUUAGUAACUGUACAUUUGACUAUUGCGUGCAAAAACCAGUCAACAUCAGUCUAAGUAACCCUGAAAAACAGUGUGCUUACAAUCGAAGUGGUGUUUUGUGUGGAGAAUGUGAACCAGGACUGAGUCUCGUGUUGGCUACGUCAAGAUGUGAACGAUGCUCUGAUAAUUACCUUCUUCUACUAAUACCAUUUGCGCUGGCAGGCAUAUUGCUAGUUGCUUUAAUUCUCCUGCUCAAUAUCACUAUAGCAACUGGAAAUAUUCAUGGCCUCAUUCUUUACGCCAACAUAGUAGCUGCUAAUAGAGUAAUUUUCCUUCCUAGUUUAAACAACUUUUUAACAGUUUUUGUAUCAUGGGCGAAUCUUGACUUGGGAAUUGAGACAUGCUUUUACAAUGGAAUGAACUCUCAAGGGAAAGUGCUCCUUCAACUUGUCUUUCCCGCUUACAUGUUUCUUCUAAUGUUUUUUAUUAUCAUUUUAAGCAAAUAUUUUAACUCAUUUGCAAAGCUCCUCUCCAACAGGAAUCCAGUUGCUGCCUUAGGCACACUCGUCCUACUCUCUUACUCCAAACUCUUACGGUUUGUCAUCGCUGCACUGCAACACAGGGUCUUGGAUUAUCCUAAUGGUACAAGUGAUAUAGUUUGGCUCUACGACGGCAAUGUGCAAUAUUUCACUCGCGAUCACAUCCCUCGGUUUGUUGCUGCAGCCAUAAUCCUCAUUGUGGGUGGAUUGUUCACUGUACUGCUCUUCUUUGGACAAUGGUUUCCACGCUGUUCCAAGGUUAUGAUAUGGACCAAGAACACAAAGUACACUGGCUUCAUGGAUGCAUACCAUGCUCCAUUCACUCCCAAGCAUCGCUACUGGGUGGGACUGCUUCUCUUUGCUCUAAUUAUUCAUAAUCUAGUAGCUGCCAUGGCUCUCGAAACUUACCUCCCUAUUCUAUCAGCCGGGGUUCUGUCAGUUGGACUGAUUGUCUGGAAACUACUAAAUAAUCGUUUGUACAAAAGUAAGUUUUGUGAUUCCCUCGAAACUCUCUAUCUAUUCAAUGUUUUUAUUCUUUCAUUCGGCACCUCUUAUGUCAAAGAUACAAAUAAAGAUCAGUCAGCACUAGCCAAUAUUUCAAUGGCUAUAUCAUUCACCUUAUUUGUGACAACACUCUGCUAUCACUUUUACCAAUUCGUACUCAAGAAGAGUAAUACAUGGCUGAAGAUAGAAGACACCAUAAGAAACUUACGAGCUGGUGCUGCAGACAUGAGACUCCGACGAGCUAACAAUGGCCGGGAAAUGUAUCAGCCGGUAGCCUAUGAAAAUGAUGAAGAUAAAUUACUCGAAGCAGUAGACGACUAUGAACAAAGAGACGCCUUGAACCCACCUUACACUGAUAGAGCCGUGGAAGAAGCUGACCCUGACCGUUACAUCACUCCUCCCAUCAUCAGACCAGCCACAAGGCCGGACCAGCUGAGACUCUCCUACAUGGAUGAACUAGCCCCUCUCACCACAGAGGACUAUAGAAGACCAGCCCCUCCCCCUCCAAGAGUCAACCAUCGUUCUGCUGUUACACACACAGAAAUAGGCCCCAUACGCAAUGAAGUGUGAACUGUCUUAUUUAGCUGAAGUACCUUAUCAUGUAAAUAACAUUUGUAGGCAUUGUUAGUUCCAACAGUUAGUGUCGUUAGCACUUUUUAUGUCACUAUAGUUUAAAGAGAGAUAUGCUUUUUUGUAGAUUCUUGUAGAUUUAUUUUUUGUAGAGAUUUAAUGGCAUAUAUGAAUUGUUUCGAUUCACACAU